AUGUGGAUUGCGAUGCAAAGCGCAAGAAAAUAUUCAUCUGGCCAGGUCAUCGUCGCAACGACUGCAGUCGACGUGGCUCACGCUUCGGAGCAACUGUCUCUCCUCUUAAGAUCUUGUCCUGCCUUGCCAGCAGAAACUGGUCUGCAACAACACAACAACAACAACCGCGCCAAAUACCAGCAACGAACAAUCCCCCGACUCUUCACACAGCACCUUCACACAACACAAACAAUCCUUGAUAUAUUUGCCAAGAUGCGUGUAAAUAUUUCAUCAAUCCCGCGCUCAACGAUCCUGAUCGAGGUCCUAGCAGAGGAGGACCGGUCUCUCUUCGACAAGCUCGACUUAACGGGCAUGAUCCGAGACAACUCGAAAUCCGACGCCCUCAGCUUUCACAUCAAGGCUUUCUUCGACCAACUCCCCCUCUUCCCUGACGAUUCGACCCCCUCUCCUCCCAAACCCUCCCCCAAGAAAGUGGCAUUUUCUUGCGACUCUCCUCACUACAAAUCACCCACCCCCUCCAAGCUACGCAAGAAAAAUAAACUGUUCGGCAUUCCCACAGUUCCUACAGUCAAAACCCACAAGCAAUACACUUGCCCCGAAGCCACCAACCCGUUGUCCAUCAUCUGGCCCGACAACAACAAUCCCCUCCCCACCGAUAGCCGCCAACCAACCUGCCACCCUCACAUCCGCCUCUCUUGCACUGACCCCUCGCCCUGGAUUACCCCCGACGAAAACCCUCCCACACCAUGCCACCACACUUCCUGGUACGCCGCAACAUCCACCCUCUCUCAGCAUGCCUCCAAGCUCCUAUCGUUAGCCUUCACCAAACAAAAUAUAACCACUCUCUCCGCCCCCAUGGCCAACCUAGCCGAAGCCAAAACCCUCGAGCUGAACAUCCUCCCCAAGCUCCACCUCGCGUACAGCCUCUACACCGCCCACGUCUUCAUCACCGGCCGCUUCAAAAAGUUCGUCAUCCACAUCUGUCGGCACUGCACCAGAUCCCUCACCCUGGCCAACAUCCAGAUCCUCGAACACAAGAAGCCGUGGACUCUGCUGGAACAUUGGCUCGAGAAGAUCAAAGUGGUAUACGAUGCUCUGAAUACAAUGCAUCUCUGGCUCUUCGUGGCGGCUAAAAAGCUGGACAAAGCAGUCAAAUAUCUCGCCGAGGCUGGCAAUGUGAGGAUGAAGGGGGGGGAUGGCAUGACGAGGGGGGAGAUGCUGCCUUUGUAUCGGUGUAUGAUUGAGGUUAGGGGGUGGAUCAGGAGGGAAGCGAUACAAGGUGUCAUGGAGGAUAAGGCGCGUGUCAAGGAGGUUGUGGGGAGGUUGAUGGGGGUUUUGCAUCCUUUGACGGGGUUGGGAUAUGACAAGGCUGUGGUGGAGGCGCUGGGGGGUUUGUGGAAGGUGGAGCAAGAGGAGAAAGAGGGUGAUGAGAAAGGGGAGGAAGGUAGUGAUGAGGAGAUGGCGGACGGCAGAGAGUUUGAGGAUCUUGAUGAUGGUGCUGACCAGGAUGAAGCUAACUCUGAUGAGGAGAUGAAGGAUGAUGAGACAGAUAUUGGCGAGGAUGAGAUUGCUGACGAGGGUAUCGAGGUCUCGAUGAGCAAUUCUGUGGAGGAUGAUUUGGGGGAGUUGAACGGUGAUUUGGAUGACGAUUUUGACAAGGAGAUGGAAGAGCAAAAGUUUGUGAUCCGCAAGGCAAUCUUGGAAGCUGCGGUCGAGGUUCGCUCGGUUUGUGAGACGUGGAGGAACCAUGCGGCUUUCAUUCAGGCUAUUGAAAGGGGACAGCUGAAUGACCACCAGGAUUAG
This is a messenger RNA of Podospora pseudopauciseta, 1803 nucleotides long. RefSeq lists its product as uncharacterized. Bases 1 to 1803 code for a protein of 600 amino acids. The record is from RefSeq and is a predicted model, not a curated record. Lineage: Eukaryota; Fungi; Ascomycota; Sordariomycetes; Sordariales; Podosporaceae. The transcript is spliced from 4 exons.